AUGGCUAUUGAUAAGUUGCGAAGCGAUCGGAGGCUCGGAGUAUGUAAAGGUGGCGCUAGCCUUAUCGGGGAAAUAACUCCGGUCAGCGAGGAACAUUCGGCAACGUCAAAUGACCCCACGCAAGUCACCGAGUCAGUGGCCGAUGAAGAUGGAGACGUGCAGAGCGAAGAACUGGAAGGAGCAGAAGAAAAUGCGCGUAUGACCGUUUCGCUAGAUGAAGAGGAUUACCUCUGGCCUCAAUUUUUUUCUCGGAUUCGCGAGACGCUGUACCUUGACUCAUCAUCAGCGCUCGGAGAACAAAAUAUCGGUUGCAUGCAAAUGAGCAACAACAACGAUUCCGUACACUCAACAGAGGAAGCUCACCGACUACACAAAGCGAUCAAUAGCUUUCCUCCACGGCCGGUAGCCGACUUUCUUGUCUCUGUUUGUAUCAAGCACGGUACAGACAAUUUCUUUUAUUUCGAUCAAGCGACUUUCCUAUCGGAUAUUGACCAAUUUUACACUGAUAGUAGAUCUCAUCUUAGACACGACUUUCGCUUUGUGUGCCUGGCCCUGGCAGCCUUUGCCCUGGGAAGUCAAUGGACUACACUCGAGAGACCAUCUGAAGCCCAGCAGAGUGUCAUCAUCCAACCAGAUUAUGGCGAUCCCGGAAAGAUAUUCUACAGCCAUGCCAAAACACUCGUACCUGAUAUUAUUGAGAGACCGAAUAUAGUGACUGUACAGGCUAUUUAUCUCCUAGGGGUCUAUCUUAUGCCCGCUAGUGCGAUUAGUUCAUCGUACAUUUAUCUCGGACUUGCGCUACGCACUGCUCUCACUAUCAACCUUCACAUGGACAAUUCAGACGAUGUGACGCUUUCCAGCACAGACAAGGAAAUAAGACGACGACUAUGGUGGUCAAUAUACUCUUUGGAACGAACCACGACCCUAAAGCUUAACCGGCCCCGAUCAAUUAGUGCCGACAUAAUCAGUGCUCCGAUCCCUUCGCCGUGUCCCAGUUUUGAUAAUGUUCAAAUAUUCGACAAUCACCUCCAUCAGAUAUUUUAUGCCAAGCUCGCCUUAAUCAUUGACCGUGUUGCCGAGUCUACGUCGCUGAAUAUGUGGCCUUCCGUUCAUAGCACUGGCACACAGACUUCAAAACACUGGUAUGAGACGAUUGAAGCGGAGCUAAAGUCAUGGAAGCGAAGUUUACCUUCAGACUUUUCGCUGCAUCUAAUUCAUUCCCGAGAUUCACGCUACCGGGCCGUAUUCCAUCUCCAUCUCCAAUAUUACUACGCCUGGAUUGCCGUAGGAAAAGUUUGCGUCGUUGCUGUUGUGCGCGAACAUCUUCGACAUCACAUGGCGAAGGAAAAAUCUCCUCUAUACAAAGAUCAGAACAUCCCUUCUCUUGCGAAGCAUUGCAUCAAAGCAGCAAAAAAGCUACUUCGUCUAUUCGAAAACAUCACCAAAACAAACAAUCUCACACGGUUCUCUUUUACUGAUUUUCAGGGUUGCAGUAUAUCGACAAUUAUUGUUUUAUUGGCGGGUAUAAUGAACAGGGAUCCUGAAUACGAAGCGCAGGUCAACUUUGGCUUGGAGUCUCUGAGGAAGAUGGCCGAUGGGAACAAGAGUGCCAGGACUGGUGUGCGAUUUGUUGAGAUGUUGCGGUCCACUGCAGAUGAAGCCGUGGUGAAGUUAAAGCAGACUAUGGAUCAGUCUCGAGUACAGCAAGAGUCGGAGAGAGAGGCCAAUGAAUCUCGUUAUAUCCAGUGGGCCGAGUGGUUGGUCGGGGCGGAACAUAAUAUGCAUGGCACUGAUGACAGUAGCCAUAGUAUGAAGGAUACUUCGUCAGACACUCGGAUCGAUUCGACAUUCAGCACAGUGCAGAAUUCCUCUUCUACAGGCACACAUGAUGUGGGCUACCACUGGCAGACGCCUGUGUCUCAUCCUUCGAUGGCACUGUCCCCUUCCAUUCUAGAUAAAGAUACACUAACAGCACCAAGGCCAAGACCACACACAAAGGAGUCAAAUGCUAGUUUAGUCUACGUGCCAAACGGCACUGGGCAUGAAACUCAUCAGUCAUUGCACACCCACAGUGCAUUAGAGGCUGCAAACACUUCCUUACAAUGGCUGCAUGGAGACGAUCAAACUUUUCUUACGUGUCUCACUGGGUUCGAUAUGUUGGAUUUUGCAGAUUGGGCUGGACCAGUAGAAUCGGCAGAUGGGUAA
Messenger RNA from Talaromyces atroroseus, 2205 nucleotides. RefSeq lists its product as hypothetical. The record is from RefSeq and is a predicted model, not a curated record. Gene Ontology annotation, molecular function: DNA binding; zinc ion binding. The transcript is spliced from 3 exons. Bases 1 to 2205 code for a protein of 734 amino acids. NCBI's taxonomy places the organism in Eukaryota, Fungi, Ascomycota, Eurotiomycetes, Eurotiales, Trichocomaceae. Gene Ontology annotation, biological process: DNA-templated transcription.